Lymnaea stagnalis (great pond snail) is the source of this 9600-nucleotide messenger RNA. The record is from the annotation of a GenBank genome assembly. Lineage: Eukaryota; Metazoa; Mollusca; Gastropoda; Lymnaeidae.
CCUACAUAAAAAGAUCUGCUGAAGGACAAGAGCUAAUAAAAAGGAUUAAAUUCAGGAUCUUUCAAAAGCAAUCAAAUUUUUAAAAUUUUGGUUUGAUACCUUAGGUAACUUAAAUUAACAAAUAGAAAUGAUGUGAUAAUUUCUUGGAAAAAAUGCUAAUCUUUAUUUGUUAUCAAUAUUAUUUACUUCAAUAAAUCUUUUUUUUUACUCUAAAUUAAAAAUUAUAAUUUAUGUAUACUUUAUUUUCUCUUAGCCAUUUUUCACAAGAAAUUAAUGUUAAAAAUGCUCAAUGAUAUAUUAAAGUAUCAAAUAGUCUCUGCCAAUGCCAUAUUUAGUAUGAUCUAUUGUUGUCUUUUAACUGUCGUUCUUUAAUUUUUACUCUUACAUGAUAUAUUAUGUGAGUUUGUGUUAAAACUUAGAAAUAUUUAAAUGGAAAUAAUGGGAUUAUGAUUAAGUAAUUUCAAUGUAUGGCUAAAGUCUGGCACAAAAAUAUUGGCUGAGGAUUUCAAAGCUCAUCUUGCACAUUGGGAUGGCAGAACAACUUCCUUUCUUGUUGAUCAGAGUAGACUGUUUAGUGGACAUCUUAUUGGUAACCAUUAAAAUUUGCUUUCUUUUUUUGUUGAUUUUUCAAAUAAUUCAUCAGUUAGUUUGACUUACUAAUAUAUAAUAAUAAUAAUAAUAAUAAAGUUUAUUUGAAAAACAUGCUUCAUCCCCAAAAGCUCGAAGUGUGGUACAAAGUCAACCAUAUUAUAAAGAGAAAUAAAAACAAUCUAAAUUUUACCACAUUUAAAAAACAGACGCAGCAAUAUAAAACUACAUACGAGCAUACCAAGUCAAAGUCUUUCAUCCCGUUUCAACCAUAAGCAACACAGGCCAAUAUACAUAAACAUCUAAUAUAACAUCGUGUUGUUAAAGAUCAUUUAGUUUGUUCUUAAAGAUUGCUUAGUUUUUGUUUAAAGAUCUUUUAGUUUGUUAUUAAUGAUCACUUUAUUUGGUUGCUUAGUUUGUUCUUAAAGAUCGCUUAGUUUUUGUUUAAAGAUCUUUUAGUUUGUUAUUAAAGAUCAUUUAGUUUGUUCAAAAAAGAUCGCUAAGUUUUUUCUUAAAGAUCCCCAAGUUUAUGUUAUUAAAAGAUUGUUUAGUUUGUUCAUAAAGAUGGCUAAGUUUCUUCUUAAAGAUCAUUGAUUUUGUUUUUUAAAAUUAGAGAUCACUUUAUUUGUUUUUAAAGAUCACUUUAUGCAACAUCGUCUUCUUGUUUGACCUUGCUUCUUGCCCUAGUUUUGCUUGCGAAUUAUAAAUAUAUAUGUAUGUUAUAUUAUACUUUUAAUUACAAACAUGAUUAUUGAUGUGAUGUAAGCUCAUAAACUUGACAUAAUUGCCACUCAGUCUUUAAACUAAAUGCAGAUUUUUUUUUUUUUUUUUUUUUUUUUUCCAAAGCCUGCCUUUAACCUUCUACAAAUUUUUUUUUUUUUUUUUUUUUUUUUUUUUUUUUUUUUUUUUUUUUUUUUUUUUUUUUUUUUUUUUUUUUUUUUUUUUUUUUUUUUUUUUUUUUUUUUUUUUUUUUUUUUUUUUUUUUUUUUUUUUUCCAAAGCCUGCCUUGAACCUUCUACAAAGAUCUGAGAAUCUCAACAAUGACACCUUGAUUGCAUACAGGGGGGUCUCAUCUAACAGAUAGUGGAAGCAAAUGGUAAAUACAUGCCAAUACGUGUCAAAUUCUUCUCAAAUAUUACUCAUUUCAAAGUUGGUUGCAGCAGGUGUAUUUAACCCUCGAACUGUGGCAUGCAUUAUUCUGUGGUGUGGAGCUUUUCAGAGCAUUUUGUGUGACAUUUGAAAUUGCAUUAAAUGACAUAGAAAUAUUGAUACAAUACCCCAAUAAGUAUAUAUUUUUAGAAAGGUAAAUGGAUGGGGAUAAAGUUGGCCAUAUUGCCCACCCUGUAAAAAAAAUUUGCUCAGUGUCCUUGACCUUGGAAUUCUCAAGAAAAUAAAAUCAACAAAAUGUCUUGUUUUCAAGUGCUCAUUACAUCCAUUUUUAAAGAUACACUUAAAACACAAAUUUAAUGUUGUGGCCAAUUCAUUUAUCUUUCAGAAAAUGUAGAGUUUGCUAAGGUUUUGAUUGUAAUUAAACACUGAAAGCAAUCAAUUUUAAGUCAUUUAUAUAAGAAACUGGGGACCACCGCUAAUACCAAGUACAAGAUACAAAAUCUCAGGCAAAAUAGUUAAACAUUUAAAAAGGCACUGUGGAACUGAUUUGGUUUGUUUAACUAUAAAAUUUAUUAGUUCUGAACUAUACCCUGUAGCUUCUGUGACUAAAAUUCAGUCAGUCCUUGCCCAACCUCCGAGCCUGGCUCGAAGUCACAGUAGCCUCAGUAGGCCUACUUCAGUAUUACUAAAACUAGUAAAAAAUUCAGGAAAAGAAUAAUCUCAACUGAUAUCAUCAUGAGGAAUGUUAAAAUCAACAUCAUUAUCACUUAAAACCUCUCCUAAAAAGCUUUCAAACUAUUUCUAUUAGUUCUUGCACUGGAGACCCAGCCAUAGUGUCAUCCAUUUUAGCUUUAAAAAAAACAGCUAUUCAAAACUCUGAUUAAAAAGUAUUUAUUUUCCCGUUACCACGAAACAGCUUGAACUGGAAGAUGAUUUAACUAUUAAUAAAAGGAAGUGGCUAUAAUUCCGGCUAAACAUUGGAUUGGAAGUUGCUUUCAGACAGUGUUUUUUAUCUGCCGAUUUUUUCGGCCGCCACAGUACAGAACGAGAAUGUCAGCCGUUUUUUUUCGGCCGACCACAGUUCGUGGGUUAAGCCAAAUUGAUAUUGGAAAUAUUAAAAUAUUACAUUUCUUUACAACAUACAUUAUGUAAUUAUUAAUUUUUUGUUGUGAUUAUAGAAAAUUACUUUAUAAAUCUAUUUAUUAUAACCAAUGAUGCUGCAAAAUCUUAUAUGGAGAUUCACGCUGUUUGAAACGCUGCAUCCUGUUAAAAAAAAAUUUUCUUUAUCUUUAAACUCAAAAAUAUAAUACUGGAAUAUCAUCACACUAUAUAAUGAGAAUUAUAUGUGCUGCUACAGAAGUUUCCAACAUACUUUGGGUGUCUGCCUACUUAUCCAAUCAAAAAUAAUUUAAUUUACAAACUUGAGGAUAAGUACCGCUUUAGUUUUGGAAGCUAAAAGUGAAAUGUUUCUCAUGCAUCUUGUGUCCCAUUUCACUAAACAAUCUGAAUGAGAAGCACUGUCUAGUACAAAAGAACGCCCAUCCUUAGUGGUGCAAGACAUCCAAUGAUCUUCAAAAGUAUAUAUAUAUUUGUCAUUUUUAUAAAUAUCUUAAUUGCAUUUGAUAAAGUUUGUAUUAAUCUAUAUAUUUUAUAUUUCUGCUCAUGCCCAUCCUCAGUGGUGCUAAACAUCCAGUGGUUUCAAAUAAAGAUGACGGUUUUCAGUUUCAUUACAAUUUAAGCUAUGAUCCUCUGUCGACACAGUUUAAAUUUUUUUAUUUAUUUUUUUUUCUAUUUGUUUGUGUUUAGCUCCAUUUUAUGUCAUCCAGAACUCAUUAAUUCAGAGGUGGCAAUAAAAUUAAUUUUUUUCUGAAGCAUUAAACAAUUGUUUGCAACUAUGAAUUUGAUUUGCUUUAUUUUUUUUUUUUAGAACACAACGAGAACAAAAAUACAUUACAUUGAAGAUUGCGGCUGCUUACUUGAAUUGCAAAUAAUUAUAUUUUAUGUGAACAGCUCUUCUUCAACUUGGGUGGCUUUCUUUUUUUUUUUUUUUUUCUUUUUUUUUUUUACUCAAGAUUUACCUGGUUGCUAAAGAUACCUGCCUUUCUUUUGUUAAUAAUUCCAUACCAUAAGGCUACUUACACUUUGCUUUAUUUAUUUUUUUUAGAACACGAGGAAGAAAAAACUUUACAUUGAAGAUUGCGGCUGCUUACUUGAAUUGCAAAUAAUUAUAUUUUAUGUGAACAGCUCUUCUUCAACUUGGGUGGCUUUUUUUUUUUUUUUUUUUUUUUUUUUUUUUUUUUUUUUUUUUUUUUUUUUUUUUUUUUUUUUUUUUUUUUUUUUUUUUUUUACUCAAGAUUUACCUGGUUGCUAAAGAUACCUGCCUUUCUUUUGUUAAUAAUUCCAUACCAGAAGGCUACUUACACUUUUGAACCAUCUUACUCUUAGCUGAUAAGGUAACCAGAAUUCUAUGGUGUGGACAAAGAGAAAUUAUAAUUAGUUUAUGUUUAUGCAGAUAGCCACAUUAGACGAAAGAAGGCAGAACAAGACAACACCUGUCUGAUCUACCUUGUUGGAGACUAUGACUUGUUUAAAGGGAGAUGUGGAAAAAAUUAUGUAACAUGUUCUUCACUGCUGGUAGGUGUAAGGCACAUAAAGAAAACUGCAAUAACUUAAAUUAAAAAUAGAGGCAUUUAGCAACUUAUUCCAUUCUUAACCUCUAGUUUACAUUUUUGGGGGCAUUUAAAGCUUUAAAGUUUGGAUCACUUUUUAAUAUCUUGCCACUAAAUUUUAUAGAUAAAUAAGUAGUGGUAACAUGAAUUAAACAUUAUAUUUUCUCAAAUGUAUAGAAACUAUGUAACUUUUUUAAGUUCAAGUUUAUGUGGAUAGCAAGAAAGUUCUUCGAAUUUCAAAUGAAUACUAACUUUAAUGACAAUCAGACCUUCUAGUAGUAUGUCAAUUCUAUGAAUUGAUUUUCUUAUUUUUGUAUAAUACCCGGUAUUGGUAAUGAAUGUUUAAACUAAAUACUAUUUGGGAAGUAGGCAUACUUGGACAUUUGGGUUAUUGUUCUAAAUCCAGUUAUACCUACAUAUUAAUUGUUGCAUAUCCUUACUGUAAUCCAGAUAAGAUAGUUUUCAGUUCUGUAUCAAACAAUUUGGCUCUUCAGUUUUUACAGAUAGGAUUUGUGUUAAAGACAAUAUAAAUAUUACUGCUGUCUUUCCCAGAUCAGCUUUAUACACAACGCAGAUAAUAUUUACAGCAGGUCCUAUUUCUAUGGACAUAUCAAUCAACGAAUACCAGGAUUAAGGAUACAAGUAGGAAUGGUAAGCACAACACUGGUGUGUGAAACAAAGCAAAAUACUUAAAAAAUAAGAAUCAUAAAAACACACUUUAAUAAAAGAAAUAAUACCUUCAGAUCAGAUAACAUUUUGAUGUAAUUUCACUAAACAUCAAAAAGUAAAUUUUUUAAAAUGUUUAAAAUAUUUUAAAAUGUGUUGUAAAUGUUGAGAAAAAUAUUUAAAAAUUUCCAGGGAUUUUAUUUUACCUAUUUUAUCAGUAAUAUGAAACCAGGGUGACAUUUUUAAAAAAAAAAACAUAAUUUCAUUUGGCUCUCCCUUCUUUGAUUUUCAUACACUUCAGUGUAACAGACCUGUUUACUCUUACAAUUUUGGCACGCAAUGUACCAUUUUGAGAUGUAUUUUACGAUUGCAUGCAACAGGGGGCGAGGUGUAAAAUUUGACUUUGUGGGUAUGUUUUAUAAAGAUGGCCCCUCCUCGCAUUUUCGUUGCUAUCUGGCGUAAUUUUAUGAUAUAAUUAUGUCUUACGGCUGAACGGCGGCAAGAAAACAGAGAAUGCAUUCUCAGCUGGUCCGCGCAGCAAUAUUAGAUUUUGACGUAUUUUAUAGGAUCUAAAGGGGGCUGUUGAAAUCUAUAAUUGGAAUGCACAAAACAGCUGUAUAAUUUUCAAUAUCCCCUACUCCCUUUACCCAUUGGCAAUCAUCUACUUUUUAUCUUCAGUUCCCUAUUUUUAGGAGAGCUUAAUUUGGUCCCAUUAGACUUGUCAUGCGAGUAGUUAUAGGUUUUAUAUAUUGUAUGUUUAUUUAUAAUUUACUAUUAGGAUACUGUAUUGUACGAUUUUAUGAUGAUAUUGUACGAUUUUAGGAGUUUACAGGUAAACAGGUCUGGUGUAAUGAAGAUUUUUGGAUUGUCUCUAUGCCUUGUUUAGAUUUCUGAAUUUUGUUCACACUUAAAAAAGACUACAUUUAACCAGUGGCCAUAGAAAUAAAGGACAGCCAACCAUUUUACUAUCUAUCUUCUUUUUUUAGUUUGAUUCGAUGAGGAUCACUUUAUUCAAAUCGUCAAAUUGGUUCUGGGGCUAAUUGUGUCUGUGGGUGCGCAAAUAGCUGGUGAGACUCAUUCUGGCACAAAAUUUUCUUCAGGUGCAAUAGUAACUUGGGCUUUUCUGGACUUUCAGGGUGUCUUUAACCAUUUCAUGUCAUCACCUGCUUAGUAAGAACUGCAUUAAAUUGGUAUAGAUGCUGGGCAGACCUGCCUGUAUGAGAACCUCAAUUUUACCUUAUCCUACCAUUAGGAUUUCUCUGAGGCUUGUUUUGUGAAAUAAGCUCAGCUUUCGAGCAUGGUAGUCAUAGACAAUGCAUAGCUUCUCAAUAACUUCAUUCGUACUAUCUGCUGAUGUACCAAACUGAGUUUUUUUUUAAAUUUAAUUUUUUGAUCUCUGCUUAUUUGUUGUAGUUUUUUGUGUUUCAUAAGUUUGAUGUCUUAUUGAUUACAUGGAUUUCAUGUCUAGGCAGUACAUAUUUUUUUUUAAUAGUGGAAUGCACUAAUGUACCAGCACAGCAUCUUUUGGCGUGUCACUAAAAGAAAGUUGGCGUAGGGACCUAUCAGUUUUAUGUAUCUCUGACUAAACUUUAAGCUACAUGUCAGCUUUGAUUUUUAGUACUCUUGAAAUAACAUCUGCAGGAUAACUUCACACCAUAAAACUAACCCUGUGAACUUCAUCAUGCUUCCUGUCCAUGUUUCUCCACUUAAAUUGAAUUAAAUGGUAUAUUUCAAGUAGAGCAAGUCUUUUUUUUUUUCCAAAUUAAUUUGCAAAUUGAAUCUGAAUCCAUAGUAUUGAAAACUAUGAAAAUAGAUAAUAGAUUGAAUAGAAAUACAGGUGUGAUGAUGCUAAUAUUAAAACAGUCCAGCUGGGGGGGGGGGUGGGCGCAGAUGUCCCUGGUCGCCAGACAGAUAGGGGGGCCAAAAUGUGCUUUGAUACUAUUUUAAUGAUGAAAAUAAUGGGUUUGAUAGUUGGGAACAGAAAGGGGGGCUCAUUAAAAUGAAUCUUGCCCCCCCCCCCCCGGGGUUAAAAUUUAAAAAAAAUACACUAAAUAUUAUGAAAUGCUUGUAGCACUUACGAAAGUCUUUUAAAGAAUUAUCUUUAUUUCUAACAAAGUCAUGUACUCCAAAACUUUUAAAAAAAUUUUAUUCACCCUGUUGCAGCUUUUUUUAACAAUAAGGAAAUAUUUUAAAAUUGACAAUAUUUAUAAAAAUUAUUUCAUUUGUUUUUUUAUAUGUGUAUUUCAACAGCUGACAAUGUAUACCACAUAUACAGAAAAAAACACAAAUUACCGUCGUCAUCAUUUUAAUGAAAAAUUUGACUGGGAUUCUGGUGCAAAAUUACGGGUAAAUGAAUUUCACAGUGAAAGUAUUUAUAAAUAAGAUUUACUGAAUGGGAACAAAAAACUGGACAGAACCCCCUAAGAGCUGAAAGCAAUAAGAGGGGUAAACUGUCAAGGUAUGGGAAUCACUGUGUUUAGUGUGAAAUUUUUUGUGUCUGUGAGUUUUGAGUUGAGUUUGUAUUAUGUCUAAAUGCCAAUGGACGAAAGGGAAAUUUAAAAAAAACUAACCAUGAGAGUAUUAGUGAGUUCUCUUAUGGUUUUUUUCUCUCGCUUUGAUGGUGGAUAAGUAUUCUUGAUUGUCGAUUGUAGUGACUGACAGUUGUGAGUUCCAGUGUCUGCCAUUUGGGUUAAUGUAAAAAGGAUUUUUAUCUGUGCGCAGCUUGGUGUUGGAAACAGAGCGUGUAGCUAUCAAAGAAUUGUAGUCUUUCUUUUGUGAGUUGUUGCUGCUCUUGUUGAAAGCAAGUUUUGAUAAAGUUCAACAGUGUUGUAGAUCCUAGGUCAGGGGUCACCAAACUGCGGGCCGGUGAGGCCAGUUCAUCCGGCCCCCCAACGGUACUUGAACUUGCUUGUAAGUAUUGUACAGAAUGAUUAUCCAGCCCGCGCUCAUUAUUUUUUUACGUUAUCCGGCCAGUUCAUCCAGCCCGCCAUGAAAAAGUUUGGUGACCCCUGCCCUAGACAAUGGGAGGCAAAGAAGAAUUUAAGGUGCUGGCCUGAACCCAAGCAGAUACUUUUAUGAUAAACCAAGAGUUAGGUAGUCAGCCCUUGCAUUUGUCAACAGGUAGUUUUGAGACCCAAAUGUGUAAUUUAUGUAGUGUCUCCUCCUGAUUUGAGUAGGUAACAUCUUACCCAAGUACCUGUGCAACCAGGAUAUACCCAGCCUGUACAGACUCAAAAAGAUCCUAGAGUCUUUUCCCAUCUCAUUGAACUGAAAUUUUUAUCAACAAUCAAAGCAAUAUCUGUGGUUUCAAAUAAAUAAUGAGAUUGGAUUACAUUUUGGUGUGAUGUCCCCCCCCCACCCCACUAAUCCAUCCCACUUGUCUCAGCAUGCACUAUAGUUAAUUUGUUAACAUGAUAAUAAUUUCUUUCCAGUAUUUUGCCUAUGCCGCCAGUUACAUCAAACAACCCUGCUGCCAUUAUCACUUGUUCUCUCAGUACCCAAUGCCACAGCGUGUCUUGGGAUUGGCAUAUAUUGGAAGUGCAUGUUAUAGUAAGUGAAGCUAUUUUUUCCUAGUCGUGAAUGAAAACAUACUUCCCUGUUAUGGUAAUAUGGAAACAUAUAGAUGAAACAGUAGAUUCAAUCUUUGAUUUCGCAUACAAGAUAUUUAUAAUAAAUAUCUUUAACUUUAAGGAGGUAAUUUUUUGUUUAAAAUGAUGUCAUGAAGUGGGGGGGGUCAGUUAUUGACUAACAUAAAAUAGUUUUGACAAGAGCCCCUUCAUACAUCUGUGCUAAUGAAUCAGCCUUGACCAUGUUAGAAGGGGACAGUAAUUGAUCAAUGUCCACUAAUAUAUCUGUCUGUGGUAUUGAACCAUUUCUUGGCAAAGUUAGUGGGAGGACAGUAAUCCCCCGAUUUGACUCCUUACGAGCCUGCAUUGAUACAUCUAUGCCACUAAAUCAUUCCUUUCUCAGGAGCUAUGGAAGGAUCUGAACUGUGGGCUACUGGUACAACAUCAGGUUAUGACUGGAAGAGUGGACCUAUGCCAAGCCUUCAAAUGAACCUAGUCUUUGUCCACGGUAAAUAUUGAUCUAACUAGCACCACAUUAGUGAGUCGACUCCAGUGUGUCGGUGUGUUGUAGUGUGAUGACUGCUGUAUGUAGGUGUGUCGACUGAAGUGUGUAGGUGAGGUAUGAUGCGUGAACAUAAAGGGAGAAUUUUAAGUCCACGUAAAAUAAGUUAUACCACUUUGCAUAUAGUUUUUUUUAGAAAAACUGCAUCAUUGUGUGGGGCAAUGGUGCAAGUCUAAAAAGUGUUGAAAAUUGUGAAUUUAAGCUUUACUGAAGAAUUUUAUCUCAAAAUAUUGACUUUCAAGAAUGAAUUGAGUGUUUGUGCUUUUUUUUUCCUUAUCCAACUAAAUCCAUCAAUAUUUCCUUUAAUUUCAUUUUAAAACAGGUUUUUUUUUACAUUUCAGAACUAGGUGCGUUUGAAAAGAUGCGUAUGACUUCUUUAUAAUUGUUGUAUUAUUCCUGCUUGCAUUUUUUAUUUACAGUUUUUUUGUUGAUGUUGCAC